Molecule: messenger RNA, 3291 nt
Organism: Menidia menidia (Atlantic silverside)
Lineage: Eukaryota; Metazoa; Chordata; Actinopteri; Atheriniformes; Atherinopsidae
Source: the annotation of a GenBank genome assembly
GCACAUGUCGAGGUGAAAGUGCAAGCUGCCAUUUUUUCGAGGAGAUUUUUUCUGGGAGUUUGGGGAGCCAAAGCUAAAGUGUGUUUUAAAAAAAAAAACACACUCUGAAAGUGUUGUUUCAUGCGCGGGUGUGUGCGGCAUAUUAUACCGAAAUAUUUCAGGAGUUUUGUCUAUUUUCAGUCGCGCUUGAGUGCAGAAUAGCUCAGGGCUGCACUGCUCUGCAGAUGGCUGCUCAGCUCGGCUAGCUAACAUUAGCUGAGGCUGUAAACAAACAACACCUGCAAAUUAACUCUCUGCUGCUUUGCUCUGUGGAUCAAAUCAAUAACUCAGUUCAUUAAGAGCCAUCGUGAAGUCAGGUAGAGCAUGUUUGAAGCGGCGUAAACUGUUAGCUAAGGGGGGUUUGAUGACGGUGCGAGUUUAUGCAGAAUAGCUCAGACCUCAGUUGCUUUAGAACGGGUCGGAAAGCAAACACACUGUCACCGACAUGUCGUCUUUUUCGGAGUCGGCCCUGGAGAAGAAGCUGUUGGAGUUGAGCAGCUCGCAGCAGAGCGUCCAGACUCUGUCUCUGUGGAUCAUCCACCACCGCAAACACUCGGGCCUCAUCGUCAAAGUCUGGCACCGAGAGCUGAAGAAAGCUAAAAGUAACAGGAAGCUGACGUUCCUCUAUCUGGCGAACGAUGUCAUCCAGAACAGCAAGAAGAAAGGACCAGAGUUCACCAAAGACUUUGAGACUGUACUGGUGGAUGCCUGCUCUCACGUUGCCAGUGAAGCUGACGAGAACUGUAAAAAGCACAUGGAGCGACUACUGAACAUCUGGAAGGAGAGAAGCCUUUACAGAGGUGACUUCAUCCAGCAGCUCAAACUGGCCAUAGAGGACUCGAACAGCCCCAGGCCCUCAGAGGAGAAGAAACCUGUGAAACGAAGCUAUCAGAAGAUCCAGGAAGAUGAAGAAGACGACGAUGAUGACUACAGGAGUCACUCUUCUCCCCGCAACUCAGAAGCCUCUGCGACUCAGCUGACUGAGGAGCUGGUAAAAGCCCUGCAAGACUUGGAAAACGCUGCCUCCGGCGACGCGGCCGUUCGUCAGAAGAUCGCCUCCCUGCCACAGGAAGUCCAGGAUGUUUCUCUACUGGAGAAGAUCACAGACAAAGAAGCAGCAGACAAACUGUCAAAAACGGUGGACGAGGCCUGCUUGCUGCUGGCGGAGUACAACGGGCGGCUGGCGGCAGAGCUGGAGGACCGCAGGCAGCUGGCUCGCAUGCUGACCGAGUACAUCGGCAGCCAGAAGGAGGCGCUGAUGGAGAGGGAGAAGAAGCUGGAGGAAUAUAAACAGAAACUAGCAAGGGUGACACAAGUAAGAAAAGAGCUGAAGUCCCACAUCCAGAGUCUUCCGGAUCUGUCCCUCCUACCCAACGUGACCGGGGGUCUGGCCCCGCUCCCCUCAGCCGGAGACCUCUUCUCCACCGACUAAGAGCUCUUUGAGAAGAUAAACUACCACUGUGCCCCUUCCCAGCCUAACUCAGACCCAUGUUUGAUUCACAAAAACUACUCUCCAGAGAGCACACGUGGUCAAACCUCUCGCAGCAGAGUAGCCAGCUCAGACCUGCAGGGCGAGAAGGAGGAAGAGACGAGACACGACGAGGAGGGCUUGCUCGAAUCAGUGCGCUCUGCAGAGGCCGCGAACUCUGUCAGUCUGGACUGAUCGUCAAGGAUUCUACUCCACCAGCUUGGAAGUUUGUUUUUGUGAUUGUUUUUAUUUCGUUUUAAAUACUGGAAGCGACGUCAAAGCAUCCUCACGUGCGAAUUGUCUGUCCAGUCGGCGAGCAAAGACGGAGCAUUUGCUCCCUAAGUUCAUCUAGGUUAUGGCUACACUGUGAAAAGGAAGCACCCUUUAUUAGUUCUAUUUUCUUUGGCCCUCAGUUGGUGGCUUUUUAAUGGCACGUAGUCAAAUAGACAGUUUUGAUGCGUGUGUACGAUUAGCAAAAAGAUCCAUUUGGUUUUGGUUGUUGUUGCUUUUUGGUUGUUCGACAGCUGUUACACAGCACACCCGUCUCAGUAGCUUCACACUCGCUUCUCCGAUCAAACAGGAUCUGUCCGUCACGCAGACAGAUAUUAUGAGGUCAACAUGCAAACUUUGGUGUUUGUAUUCUGUUUUGCAAAAACAAACCUUUUUUUUUCCACUUUAGACAGCAAAUGCAGCUAAAAGUACCAGUUUACAUGCUUUAGUUUGGAAAGAUGCUAAAAAAAAUGAUGCUGUAGUUGGUGUCUUAGUCUUCUUCAUUUGAAUGUCAAAUGAAUAAAUCCUGGACAUUUAGAAUCUAAAGUUUUCUUUGAAAAAAAAGUAUUUGGAAUGUAAGUGUAUGGUAGAACCGUAUCCAAUAUCAUCUGAAAAGGUUAGUGCUGAGGUUGUUAUAUUUCAGUCUGCAGGGUUUGGGAACUUAAAGGUAGAAUGACAAGUUCAUGACCUUUUCAGCCAUUGUAAUUUAUUUGAACCUGUUUUGGAAUUGCAAAGAAAAACUGGGACAAUGAAUGUGAGUGUCAAAUGGACCAGAGUCUUUUUCAUUUGCAGUUAUUGCUAAAAACAUAAUGGUUCACUGUUAAAUUCCCCCAAUGAUUAUAAUGAUCAAUAAUUGAACUUUGCUCUAUCUUAAUUGUUUAGAAGUCCAGCGAUUAAAGGUAUAACAUGACAUCUGCAGUUCUAUAAUUUGUUUGUUUUGACCACUCGAUGAGUCUUUGUCGUAGGAACUGACAUUUGAGAGAGCUGUAUCCUCCACAGAUGAUGUUUGGAACGCUGGUCUUUCAUUACAGAGCUGCUACUGAUUCCAUCAGGGAUUCCUGCGAGUCAGUGGUUCAGACCGACCCGCUGAGAAAAACCAUCCCAUUCAGUAAACUCUUGAUUGGCAUUUCCUGUUUGCUUGGAAGCACAGAAUGUUUGAAACGGGUGUUGAAGAUCAACAGCUUUCUUUGUGUUUUUUUAAAAUUCUUUUUUUUUUUUUUUUUAACAGAAAGUGUGGGGUCGUCCACGGCGUUAUGAAUCAGAUGUUUGGCCUAUAGUAAUCCCUCCUGUCAAAUGAACUUUCAGAUGCUGUACACAAGACGGGAUUCUAGUACCUUUUUAACCCAGAUGAACUUAAUUAAUUAUAGUGUUUAGAUACUCUCUUUCCUACUGGUUUUGUGCUUCUCGGUACAGUAACGCUGUACGACCGGGACGCUAUGGGUAGGAGUAGUUUUUUUCUGUAAUGAAAGUCAUUCUGCCAAUGGCAAUAAACUGGCACCAUUUUGAACAAAAAA